Molecule: messenger RNA, 1037 nt
Organism: Drosophila nasuta
Lineage: Eukaryota; Metazoa; Arthropoda; Insecta; Diptera; Drosophilidae
Product: luciferin sulfotransferase-like
Exons: 4
Coding region: 245-988 (247 amino acids)
Molecular function (GO): sulfotransferase activity
Source: RefSeq, a predicted model, not a curated record
CAUGUACGAAAGCAAACCACUGAAGUCUUUGUGUCUUAAACCCAUGAUGCAGUUGCGCUGCAUUGAUGAUCCUGAAUCGGGGGAAUCUGCUGGCGAUUGGCUGCCUUUGAAGCAGGAUUGGAGCACUCGUUGGUGUACAUUACCUGAACGCUAUAUGGAUGGCUGGGCUGAUCUAAUUUCCAUUUUUAACACCCGAGAAAGUGAUGUAUUUGUAGUAACAUUUAUGAAAGCAGGCACAACUUAGAUGCAGGAGCUGGCUUGGAUACUACGCCACAAUCUGGAUUUUGUGAGUGCCGCUAUCAAACCCAGUUCAAGACGAUGUCCAUUUCUAGAAUACUCAGCGCAUAACGAUUCAGCUAAUACAUUAAAAGCAGCAGACGAUCUAAUUAGUCCACGUGUGAUAAAGUCACAUCUACCAGCUCAACUUUUACCACGUCAGAUUUUUCAGAGGAAUUGCAAAGUCAUUUACGUUGCCCGCAAUCCUAAAGAUGUUAUCGUAUCGGCUUUUCCCUUUACAACUGCUAUGAAAAUGUGGCAAGGUGAUCUAGAUACAUUUAUUGAUGAGUUUUUGAAUGAUAAAGUGCUCUACUGUUCCUACUGGUCUCAUGUGAUUGACUUUUGGAGGAUGCGGAAUAAUCCAAACAUAUUUUUUGUAACCUACGAGGAAAUGAAGCGAGAUCUGAAAGAUGUCAUUCAAAGAUUGUGCAAGUUUCUGGGUAUAAAUGAAUUGAAAGAAUGUGAAAUGAACCAACUUUUGGAAUAUUUAUCAUUUGAUAAUAUGAAAAAACAAGAGUUUCUCAAUCCUACAAGCUUGAUUAAACAAAGAGUAGACAAUAUUCGAGAAGAUUUUGAUUUUAUGCGCCGUGGAAUUGUUGGGUCAUACAAGGAAGAUCUCACGGCUGAUCAAAUUGCGAAAAUCGAUCUUUGGAGUCAUACCUAUUUAAGCCAAUAUGGAAUCUGUGAGUCAGACAUUUUUGGUAAAAUAUGAGAUGCGUUCAAAUAAAACCUGAAGUUAAAUUUUUGCCAUUUGUUUUGUU